CCAGUAAACAGAGGCUAACUUGAUAAACAUGAAUGACCAAAUCCAUUUCACUGCAGGAAGAGACAGAGACAGCAAAACUGUCCAUCUUUCUCUUAUUUAAAGACACCAGCCCUUCUGCUGUAACUGACUCUUCAUCAUGAAGCUGCCUGCUCUUCUCUUGAUUUUGUUUUGCUUUCUGGACCUGCUGUGUACAGUAAAAGCUGAUAUGAAAGACACCUACUUUUGCUUUUUCAAGAGAGGCAAAUGCAGACACGUGUGCAAAAGUGUUGAAAGGAAAGCUGGAUUCUGCACAAAACUGAAUGCUAAUUGUUGCAUGUUUGCACCUGAAAUGAAAGCCCUCUAUCCUGAAGAUCAAAGCACAAUACAUAUUCUGACUUGCUUCUGUCCCUUCAGGAAUACAAUCCUUCCUGUGAACAAUACAUUGCUAUCUUCAUCUGAGUCAUAUUUCAGCUCAUCUUAGAAACUACCACUGAUGAAACUGUUUUAUGGAUUCUUCCUGUGCUGUGCUGGUUGGUCAACUUGACUUCUACCUGGACAUAUCUCAGAAGAGGGAAUCUUAUCUGUGAAAAUGACCCCAUUAUAUUAACCUGUAGAUAAGUUUGUGGGAGUAUUUUCUUGAUUAAUGAUUGAUGUGAGAAGUCCCAGCUUGCUGGGGGGGAGGGUGCUAUUGGGCAGGUGGUCCUGGGGUAUAUAGGAAAGCAGAAUAAACAAGAAAGGAAAAGAAAAUCAGUAAGCAACAUUCCUCUAUGGUCUCUGUAUCAGCUCCUGUUCUUGCCCUCUCUGAAUUCUUGCACUGACUUACUUCUAUAACAGACAUUGAUGUGGAAGUGUAAUAUGGAAUAAACCCUCUGGUCCCUAA
Messenger RNA from Peromyscus eremicus (cactus mouse), 859 nucleotides. Its product is annotated as beta-defensin 133-like. NCBI's taxonomy places the organism in Eukaryota, Metazoa, Chordata, Mammalia, Rodentia, Cricetidae. The coding region runs from base 137 to 460 and encodes 107 amino acids. The transcript is spliced from 3 exons. Gene Ontology annotation, biological process: innate immune response. The record is from RefSeq and is a predicted model, not a curated record. Gene Ontology annotation, cellular component: extracellular region.